AUGUCGUCGUUAGGAUCCCGGGAAUCCCACAACGAGACUUCGUUUCCAGCGGGGGUAAGUUUCGCAAGCGUGUCGUCCUUGGCGUGUUUAUUUGCACAAGCAGCUGACGUACGACUUUUGGGGCGAAACGAGGCAAUACCCGAAGCUAUCAAACCAUAUAACUACACAGUUUUCAUUCUUUCUGCCCCCUAUGCUGUUGGAUUUGAAUUGCAAAUUCACAUAAACAAAAAAUUCCCACAUCUCGCUGUAAUCAUAACUUUAUCCUCAACGUUUCUUUUCAGUAUUCACGUCCUACAUCGAUGGUCACAUCUGAACGGAUGGGUGCGUUCGGCGAAAUGCGUCACACUCCAUCACCGGGGCCUCAAAAGUUGAGGGUCGAUAUGAGCAGCUCAGGGUGAGUCAUUCGCAUGAAUCAGAGCUAUCAACACGAAUACUUUCUAGUUCAACGCCAGUUUCGAAAGUGGAGACGCCGAUUCUACCGUCGAGUUCAAUGUCACAAAACCCGCCACACAAUCAGUUUCCAAGGUACGAUUUUCAAAAUCACCGUACCCCCCAAAACAGUUUUUCAGAGGCUCUCAAAGUUACACUUCCUCCCGAUCCAUUCCUCUCCGUAUCAACAUGUCUGGCUCCUCAAGCAGGAGCUCCGCGAAUUCUCAACGCCGCUUCUCCCUCCGGCUCAAUCUGUCAGCCGUUCACCAGUCCGAUUUCAAGCAGAACGGCCUUCGAAUGGAUAUCUUCAACCUUCCGUUUACAUGCCCACUACACAGUCUCAAGCAGAUUCAAGCGAAUCUCGACGAAACACGACAAGCUAUCGGACGUCUACUCUCAGAGUGGAGAUACUGUAGAAUUUGCAAAGAAUUUGAGUGAUUACAUUAACGAUCGGAUACCUUAUCGUGAGAAUUUCCCUGUUCGAAACGACCCGUCCAGUUGACCUCUUUCAGAAGUGAGCAUAGCAGUGCUCUCCUGUUUCAGCCUUCUUGCCUUCCUUCUCAUAAUAUUCGGACUACUGAAUGCACCGUUCUGUGCUGUGCAGCCAAUGAUUCCUAUUUGGCUGAUUGUGGAAGGAGUCAUCUUCAUCAUCUCCGCCACGUUCCGCAUUUACUUCUUGAUUCCGACACCUAGACGAACGGCCUACCGGCGACAGCAGAGGAAGUUAGGAGCCAGUUUGCUGUGCAAGGGAAUCGAAGCUCUUUUUGCACUUGCCAAUGUUGUUUGGCUCAUUUUGGGUGAGUCUAAUUCACUGAGCAGCCUAAUCUCUCUCCAUUCUAGGUUGUGUAUGGGUGUAUGGCUCGAAGAUGUACGUCCAUUUCAACGAGGGAAUGUUCGAGAGUCACUACUGCGACCCCCUCAUCUACUGGUCCGCUUUCUUCGCCUGCACCGCUUUCCUGGUAUGCAGCCCCUUCCUUUUCAAAUCGUUAAAAUACUUUUUCUACAGAUUUUCUACUGCUUGA
Molecule: messenger RNA, 1451 nt
Organism: Caenorhabditis sp. 36 PRJEB53466
Lineage: Eukaryota; Metazoa; Nematoda; Chromadorea; Rhabditida; Rhabditidae
Source: the annotation of a GenBank genome assembly